Molecule: messenger RNA, 436 nt
Organism: Perkinsus marinus ATCC 50983
Lineage: Eukaryota; Perkinsozoa; Perkinsida; Perkinsidae
Exons: 3
Source: RefSeq, a predicted model, not a curated record
GUCUGCUGCAAUAACGUUGGACGUGGAUGAUUAUAAAGAGCUCAUUAUUAAAAAUCCCCGGCCAUACCACACCUUCGUCCUCGUCUCCGCUCCUACUGCGGUAUGCGACGUGUGUGGUCCUAUUGGAGUGUCUUUUGAAAAGGCUGCUAUCUCUCAUUAUAUGGUCGACGAUGAAGUCUUCUUCGUAAAACUAGAUGCUUACAAUCAUCGAGGUUUUCAGAGGAUCCACGGAUUUCGAUCAGUUCCACAUCUGAUUCAUCUACACGAAGAUUCCAAACUGAAACAUAAGAAAGCUUCUCCUGAAUACCGUGUUGCGAAGGAAGACACUUACCAUCAAAAGGUGCUCGAACCUACCGUAGACGAGCUGCUGGAGUGGAUGAAUGCAAAAACUGGUGAACAUGUUGCUGCAUAUGUGACCAGAUAUGAGAAAUUUAUG